GGAAUGACUGUGCCUGUCACUCAGUCACUCCCCGUUUAUGAAUCAGCCAUAUUUGUUUUGCCUUUGAACUCCGACCUUGAGUGUGACCUUCCAGUAAGGAAACUAGGUCACAACGUCUCGCUGUGGAAGACUGGUACAGAUGCUUGCAGGGAUUUUGCUAGUACACUGAAGAAAUAUUUGACCCAUGUGAGUGACCACUGUCCAGCAGGCUCAAUUGACUCAAAUGAACAGACCACAAUGAAGAUAGAUAUCCACAACCACAUUCUUCCAGAAACCUGGCCAGAUCUAAAGGAGAGAUAUGGCUAUGGAGGAUGGGUAUCUUUGGAGGGCCAUUGUGCUGGAAAGGCCAAUAUGAUGAAAGAUGGGAAAUUAUUUCGUGUGGUCGACCAAAACUGCUGGGACCCUGUGACAAGAAUAAAAGAUAUGGACAGUACAGGGGUAGCAGUGCAAGCUUUGUCCACUGUGCCUGUUAUGUUCAGUUACUGGGCCAAACCAGAGGACACACUAGAUCUCAGUAAAAUAUUGAAUGACAACCUGGCCACCACCAUUAAUAAACACCCAGAUAGAUUUGUUGGUUUGGGUACGCUCCCCAUGCAGGCGCCAGAGUUAGCAGUACAAGAACUGAAACGGUGCAAGCAUGAACUAGGUUUUCCAGGAAUACAGAUAGGGUCUCAUGUCAAUGACUGGAACUUGGAUGCUCCAGAGUUACUGCCAGUAUUCAGAGCUGCAGAAGAGAACGAUGUGUCUAUAUUUGUUCACCCUUGGGACAUGCACCUUGACGGAAGGAUGUCUAAGUACUGGCUGCCGUGGCUAGUAGGUAUGCCAGCAGAGACCACCACCGCCAUAUGUGCUAUGAUAUUUGGAGGGGUGUUGGAGAGAUUUCAAAAACUUAAAGUCUGUUUUGCACAUGGAGGAGGUGCAUUUCCAUACACAAUUGGCCGUAUAGAGCAUGGCUUCAAUGUACGACCAGAUCUGUGUGCUACUGAGAACAGCGUCAACCCCAGAAAAUAUCUGGGGCAGAUCUACACAGACUCCCUGUGCCAUGAUCCCUUGGCCUUGAAACUAUUGGUGGAUGUCAUGGGCAAAGAUCAAGUUAUCCUGGGCAGUGACUACCCAUUUCCACUUGGUGAGCAUCAUCCUGGCAAACUCAUUGAAUCCAUGGAGGACUUUGAAGAUGAUCUCAAGGACAAGCUGCUGGCGGGGAAUGCUUGUGAAUUUCUGGGACUUGAUCGAGCCAAAUAUGAUCCUGCCCUAAGACUCUAAACUCUAUUAACUGUAUGUAAAAACCCAAGCCUGUAGACUUGAGGGAAUUUUUUUAGUGUUUUACAUAUGGGACCAAACUGUAAGACUGCAGUGAGUGCAGCAUAUACCUGAUGGGUAUUUAAAGCAAAGUAUCACCAAAUUGAAGCUAUAAGAAUUUGCAUGGAACAAACUAUUUAAAGGGAAAUGUCUUUGUAUUGAACAGAACUGCAUUUAAAGCCAUAUACUACAACUUGUAUAAAUCUACUUCCAGACUCAUUGAAUGAGAACAAAGAACUAUAGUUAAAACCUACCAGGUAUCACCUACGACUUAUUUAUAUCAAUUAUACACUGUAAGACUUUUAGUACACAGUACAAUAAAUUGUAUUCAUAAGAAA
This is a messenger RNA of Lingula anatina, 1637 nucleotides long. Its product is annotated as 2-amino-3-carboxymuconate-6-semialdehyde decarboxylase. Gene Ontology annotation, cellular component: cytosol; cytoplasm. Gene Ontology annotation, molecular function: carboxy-lyase activity; hydrolase activity. Lineage: Eukaryota; Metazoa; Brachiopoda; Lingulata; Lingulida; Lingulidae. Gene Ontology annotation, biological process: secondary metabolic process. The record is from RefSeq and is a predicted model, not a curated record.